Fulvia fulva is the source of this 690-nucleotide messenger RNA. RefSeq lists its product as uncharacterized. NCBI's taxonomy places the organism in Eukaryota, Fungi, Ascomycota, Dothideomycetes, Mycosphaerellales, Mycosphaerellaceae. The transcript has a single exon. The coding region runs from base 1 to 690 and encodes 229 amino acids. The record is from RefSeq and is a predicted model, not a curated record.
AUGCCAGAGAUGCAGAAGACCAAUCUGAUGACCCUCCCCUCCGAGAUCCGGAACAAGAUUUUCAACCUCGCCUUUGUCCACCGAAUCCAGCAGACUGGCGCACUGCAUCCAGUCCAAUUUCGCUCACUACCACUGGGUCGUCUCCGCUUCCUGCGAACACUCCACAUCAGCAAAACCCUCCGCGCAGAGCUCCGUCCACUGAUCUACGGCGCGAACCUCUUCAUCCUGAGGCAAAUUAGCGACCGCCGACAUCCCUUCCAGUCCCAUACCACCUCAAUGAACUCAACAUACUGCUACAGCACCGAGUACAGGGUCUUCCAAGGCUACAACAAGGAGUACUGCUUCAGCAUAGAGAUGCCACCGCCCGCAAUCCGCAAGCUCAUGCGCAAUGUCCGCAUGAUUCUGGCGACGUCCGAUCCAUUGCGCAGCCUUCCGGGCUCCUUUCCGAACCACUCAGAUCCAGACAUUCGGUGGGAAGCGAUCAACCGUCGCUUGGAUGUUCUUCGAGAGCUGGCAUUGCUGGGAUUCAAGGAGCUCGAACUCUUGGAGGUUCAUGUGUCAGUCCCAUGCACUGGCAAAGCCCCUCGACUGACUUCCCCCGAGCCGACAGACGAGUUUCGUAAGUGGCUUGAGGCAAAGCUCGGUAGUAUUGACUUCCUUGGCGCGAAGCUCGUGCUGGAGUAUGUGUAG